AUGGACGCCGACGACGUCGACGACAUCCCCCCGCCGCCCUCCGCCGCCCUCGUGGACGUCCUCCCGUACCUUUACAGGGUGUCCGUGGCGCAGAGGGGCACGGCGAUCAGGCUGGCGUUCGCGGUGUCCGCCAUGCUGGUGCAGAAAUCAACCGGCCUCGCGGUGCCCAUCCUGUUCAAGGUGGCGGUGGACAGGUUGACCGACGCGGCGAUGGCGAGCGGCGUCGGGAACGACGCCGCGGUCGCGCUCGCCCUGCGCGCCGCCGCGUGGGCGCUGGUGGCGAGCGGCACCUUCAAGGCAAUCUCCGGUCUGGCCACUGAGCUUCGAUCUGUGGCGUUCACGCCGGUGGCGCAAGCCGCCGGCCGGCGAGUCGCGCUGCAGGUGUUCAACCACGUGUUGAACCUGGACCUGUCGUUCCACCUCGAUCGACGAACCGGGGCGCUGCAGCGAAUAAUCGACCGCGGGACGAGGUCGAUCACGAUGGUGUUCAGGGCGGUGGUGUUCACGUUCGUUCCCACGAUGGUGGAGCUGGCGCUGGUGUGCUUUCUGCUGUGGCGCGCGUUCUCGUGGCACGUGGUGGCCAUCGUGCUGUCCACCUUCGUGCUGUACGUGGGUUGGACCGUACGGAUGACGGGCGUGAGCGCCGAGUUGCGCAAGAUCGCCAACAAGAUGGACGGCAUCACCACCGGUAAAGCCGUGGACGCCCUUCUCAACUACGAGACGGUGACCACCUUUGGCAACGUCAAGCUCGAGUCGGAUUCGUACGAUCAACUACUUCGGAGUUACCACGAGGCGGCGCUGGGGAGCGAGCGCGCGAGCUCGGCGCUCAACGCGGGGCAGGCGGUGAUACUCGCGGGUGGCAUGACGUGCGUGCUGGCGUCCGCGGCGCUGGGUAUCGGCAGGGGCGGGUUGGAGUUUGUCGGGCCCAUAUCCACGAGGGUCGGCGACCUCGUGAUGGCCAACGGGCUGCUGCUGCAGCUGUGGGCGCCGCUGCAGUUCCUCGGGUUCUUCUACCGCGAGCUGAGGCAGUCGCUGGUGGACAUGGAGGCCAUGUUCGAGGUGAUGAGCACCACGAGCGCCAUACCGGACGGCACCCAGACCUUGCCCGCGAAGGAGGGCGGCGCCAGGGUGACCCUCAGGGACGUGUCUUUCACCUACGGCGGCGCCGUCGGAGGGCGGAAAGUUGUCAAGAACGUGUCCCUCGACAUCUCGGAGGGUCAGAGCGUGGGUAUCGUCGGCCCGUCCGGCAGCGGUAAGAGCACCCUGCUGAGGCUCUUGCUCCGCAUGUACGACGUGACCGGCGGGAGCGUGGAGGUUGACGGCGUCGACGUACGAAACCUGAGGCAGGAUUCUUUACGGUCCAUCACCGCCGUGGUGCCCCAGGACACCGUGCUGUUCAACGACACGCUGCGCCAUAACCUCCGGUACGGUCGCGCCGCCGCGAGCGAGGAGGAGGUGCUGAAGGCUGCGAGCGACGCCAGGCUCGACGGCACCCUCGCGGCCAUGCCGGACGGCUUGCAGACGAUGGUGGGCGAGAGGGGCGUGAAGCUGAGCGGCGGCGAGAAGCAGCGCGUCGCCAUCGCGCGCGCGUUCCUGCGGUCGCCGCGGUUGUUGCUGGCGGACGAGGCCACCAGCGCGCUGGACACCGCGACGGAGGUUGGGAUCCUCCAGUCGCUUCAGGAGGUGGCGGAGGGUCGAACCGCGGUAUUCGUAGCGCACCGGCUCUCGACGGUGAGGUCGUGCGAUAAGAUCGUGGUCAUGGAGGCGGGUUCCAUCGUGGAGCAGGGGACGCACGCGCAGCUCAUGGACGGCAAGGGCGAGGGGCCCAAGAGCGGGCUGUACGCGUCCAUGUGGGCGUCGCAACAGGCGGAGAUCGAGGAGGAGGCGAGGGUGGCGGCGAGCAAGAGUAACCUCGGGGUCUUCUCCGAGGUUGAGACCUGA
Molecule: messenger RNA, 1941 nt
Organism: Micromonas commoda
Lineage: Eukaryota; Viridiplantae; Chlorophyta; Mamiellophyceae; Mamiellales; Mamiellaceae
Product: ATP-binding cassette superfamily
Exons: 1
Coding region: 1-1941 (646 amino acids)
Biological process (GO): intracellular iron ion homeostasis; transmembrane transport
Cellular component (GO): mitochondrial inner membrane
Molecular function (GO): ATP binding; ATP hydrolysis activity; ABC-type transporter activity
Source: RefSeq, a predicted model, not a curated record